CUAGACAUGCAAACUGCUUCUACAAAUAUUUGUGAAAGAAUGGGUCGCUCUCAGGAGUCAAUGAAUUCCAGCAUGGUACAGAUAGGUUGCUACCUGAGCAAUAAGUCCAUCCAUGAAAUUUCCUUGCUACUAAAUAUUCCACGGUCAACUGUUAAUGGUAUUAUAACAGAGUGGAAGCAACUGGGAACAACAGCAACUCAGCCAUGAAGCCACUGGACUCUAGAGCAGUGGAUACGUGUUCUCUGGAGUGACGAAUCAUGCUUCUGACUGGCAAUCUGAUGGACAUGUCUGGAUUUGGCGGUUGCUGGGAGAGCGAUACUUGCCUGACUGAAUUGUGCCGAGGGUA
Staurois parvus is the source of this 346-nucleotide messenger RNA. Lineage: Eukaryota; Metazoa; Chordata; Amphibia; Anura; Ranidae. The record is from the annotation of a GenBank genome assembly.